Molecule: messenger RNA, 3824 nt
Organism: Lutra lutra (Eurasian river otter)
Lineage: Eukaryota; Metazoa; Chordata; Mammalia; Carnivora; Mustelidae
Gene: TMEM231
Product: transmembrane protein 231
Exons: 7
Coding region: 1146-2096 (316 amino acids)
Biological process (GO): regulation of protein localization; cilium assembly
Cellular component (GO): ciliary transition zone; ciliary membrane
Source: RefSeq, a predicted model, not a curated record
AAUAAAUGAAAGUCAUUCACUUAAAUCACAGAUGCAGUAUAAUGUCAGAAUAAUAAUGUAGAUUUAAGCCUAACAAUUACUGUAUUUAGGAGCUGUGUUCCCACCCCAGAAAAGCUUUAAAGCAAGAACGAGUAGUACUGGACCCAAAAUGACAAAAUCUUCUGGCUGAUACUAUUUGUCAUCUUGAACUGUGGUGAGGACCCUGGAUAAUUUUUCCAAAUGAUCAGGUCUUGACCCCUCAAGCAUCUGUGUUGUUAGGAUCUCAGGUGUAUUCUUCAUCUAAAAGCCAUUUCUAGGUUGCCUUCAAAAUAGAGGCAUUACCUCCUGGACUGCGCUCAGACCACAAACCUCACACUAUCGUUUGGCACUGCAAUGUGAUCCUUCAGGACCUUCUGAUAAAGAACUUGGCUGUUGACAAUGAUAAAGAAAAAAAAAAAUCCUUUUGCCAUGUUCAAAAUACUGGUUGGAGGUGGAAGUGGAAGCUUUCAAUUAAGUGAUAAGCUACUGUCAUCUUUGAGGGGGGCCACAGCUUCUAAAACCCGCCGCCAAGUUUGUACCCAGUAUAAAGCGAUGAAAUUCAGCAGAGAGAGCCAUGUAGUAAUUAUCCUCGAAGAGCUGGGGAUUUGUGCCCUGUUUCUGUGUCUGUCCUGCUAUGGCGGGUAGUGGAAGCGACGGGAAAGUUGGGGGCAAAGGGACCGGGGUUUGGUCUUAGCCCAGGCCAGGUCCAGGAGCACAGCCACCCAUGUUUUGGGUUUUCCUGAAAUGGAGAGUGUGCUGUGACGGGUUGGAUUUAAGUACGAACCACAUUGCGGACUAACAGAUGACACAUAAACAGGUAAGCACUUUAAGUCAAUUUUUAUGGAAAUCUUAUUUUACAUAAAUGUUAACCCAGGAAAUGGCCACGAUUCUGAGCCCGUACACUCCCUAACCCCAUUCAGCCUUUGGAAACUCCCACCAGCAGAGGCACCGCCCCCGCUUGGCCCCACCCCUGCCAAGGCCCCGCGCCCUUCCUAUUGGUUCUUUUCCCGGCUCCCGUCGGUUGCCGUGGAGACCAAGGCUAUGGCAACCAGGAGAAGCCAAACUUGGUCCUUCCUGUCCGACCGCGUAGGGGUCCCAGGCAAGCGGCCGGAAUCCGCGCGGCGUUCAUGGCGCUUUACGAGCUCUUCUCUCACCCGGUGGAGCGCGGCUACCGCGCGGGGCUCUGCUCCAAGGCCGCUCUAUUCCUGCUGCUGGCCGCCGCGCUCACGUACAUCCCGCCACUGCUGGUGGCCUUCCGGAGCCACGGGUUUUGGCUGAAGCGGAGCAGUUACGAGGAGCAGCCGACCGUGCGCUUCCAGCACCAGGUGCUGCUCGUGGCCUUACUGGGACCGGAGCGCGGCGGGUUCCUGGCCUGGAGCACGUUCCCCGCCUUCAACCGGCUGCAGGGGGAUCACCUGCGCGUCCCGCUGGUUUCGACUCGAGAAGAAGACAGGAACCAGGAUGGGAAAAUGGACAUGUUACAUUUUAAGCUGGAGCUUCCCCUGCAGUCCACGGAGCACGUUCUCGGUGUGCAGCUCAUCCUGACUUUCUCCUACCAAUUGCACAGGAUGUCCACGUUCGUGAUGCAGAGCAUGGCGUUUCUGCAGUCCUCCUUCGCUGUUCCAGGCUCGCAGCUGUAUGUGCACGGGGACCUGAGGCUGCAGCAGAAGCAGCCCCUAAGCUGCGGCGGCCUGGACGUGAGAUACAACGUGUCCGUAAUCAAUGGGACCAGCCCUUUUGCCUAUGACUACGAUCUCACCCACAUUGUUGCUGCUUAUCAGGAAAGGAAUGUAACCACCGUGUUCACUGGCCCCCACCCCAUCUGGCUGGUGGGAAGGGCUGCUGAAGCUCCAUUCGUGAUUAACGCUGUCAUCCAAUACCCGGUGGAAGUCAUUUCAUAUCUACCAGGAUUCUGGGAAAUGAUCAAGUUUGCCUGGGUCCAGUAUGUCAGUAUCCUGCUUAUCUUCCUCUGGGUGUUUGAAAGAAUCAAAAGAUUUGUGUUUCAAAAUCAAGUGGUGACCACAAUCCCUGUCGCAGGGAUGCCCCAGGGAGAAGUGUAUAAGGAGCACUUGUCAUAGGAAGACCAUUUCUGAGAACUCAGCAGGAUCCUGGCUACCUCAUUGUGGUCUUCUGAGAACUGCCAUCUUAAGAAGUUUUUGCAAAGAGCCUGUGGACACGUGCCGGUGUGUGUGCUUUUCCUGUCAAAGAAAAAGGACAGUCCUUUCUUAUUUUUCUCUACACAAAUCCAUAUCUUCUAAGCACCUGGCACAUAAGCACUACUCAUCAGGGACUAGUUUGUGGAAACAUCCAAGGGUUCCCGAAGGCUAUAAUUUGCUUUUUUUUUUUUUUUUUUUUUUUUUUGUUUGUUUUUGCCUUAGGCUUGAAUUUCAGGAGAAAACUACAAUCAGUUCAGACCUCUUGGAAAGAGUCCCAUCUCUGGUCAAGCAAAGACUUUUCCUCUUUUGAACCGAGAAGCUUGCUAUACAUUUCUUCCCACUAUUGUAAACCACUUAUUACUCUUUUCAGGGCUCUCUUGUGAGAGAGAUGCAAAUCAGCAGCACUUUCCACUCCUGAGCCUCUAAGUUUCCCAUUCAGAACUUCGGUUUUCAGCGCUGAGAGGCCAUGAAGGGGAGAACAGGAGCGAGAAGAAGGGAGCCCUUAGGAGCACAUGCGUGCACACGUGUGCGGGUGGGCGACCCCAGGACACGAGGACCGUCCACCUGCCGUCGGCCUAACAGACAGUCGUCUGUCAUCGGCUCAGCUGCAGGGCCCUUUAUCCCUGCCCUGCCGGGGCUGGCUUGUUGCCCUGCCUUUCGCCCUGUCUGUGCCCCCUGGAACAGCAGGCUUCAGCCAGAGUGCUGUUUAGUCCACAAAUCCCCGCAGCAACAGCAGGGGGGAAGUAAGGAUGAGAACCACAGUCGCCUUCUCUCUGGCCCUCCUCCAACAGCCUGGACACUUGCCACUUUGUCCUUGACAGCCCUGCCCCUUCUUGAAGAGGACGUGGGUGACAAAGGAGCUGUUGUUGGUAUUGGCUCCCACUGCCAACCGUCACAGAGCUCCUUUGGACCGCCGGCGGGAAGCCCGGCUACUCGAAUGUCCCCCUGAUGAAGGAACAGGGUGCUGAUCAGGGUGAGCGGCUUUGCGGGGGACACACGAGGUGCGAUGAGGGGAUCAAGGGAGUGUUCACCCAGGCAGCCCACUCUGGCCUGGCGGGUAGCAGAAUGUCAGGCAGGCCAGCAGGCUCAUCCUCUUGCUCUAGUGAGCGUCUGCAGGGUGGGGCCACUGAAAUGGGCCCCUGUUGCUCAUGGAAGACUGCUUCUCCGUUCUUGGCAUGUAGAGACAAGCUGCCCGCAAAGGACAAAUGGAUCUGCUUUAUGAUCCCAAGAUAUUGGCACUGGAGACAUGCCUGUUCUGACCCAUGCAUUAUGCCGACGCACGAACACUCUCCUCACCGUAUGCCUCAGUUUACCUUGGAGGUUCAGUUCUCGUUUCCAAAGCACCUUGUCUUUCAGGCUGACCAAAAUAAGAAAUCUUUUGAAGGAUUCAAGCACAAAAAUAGCUUACCACUGGUCCCUCUGCCUUUUCUUUUAACAUCUAGGGCUGUUGAUAAUACCUAAAGAUUUUCUCUUGAGAUAUAAAUGGAAAAAAAAAAAGAAAAACGGUUUCUGGUUUGAAUCACAAGAAGGUAAUGAGAUGUGAAAAGAUAGCUAAAGAUGUAAAUAAACACUGCGUUUUGUUAAAUUAUUUUAAUGCAGAAUUUGUAUAAAGAACCAUGAUGUUUUGUACCUUUCUAAUUAAAAUAUUCA